AUGGCCGCAAACUAUCUUAACCAAUUAAUACUAAUGGACCAUGAGACUGGUAAGGAGUUGCAAGCAUUUGAAGUUACCUAUUCUGAGGAAGAAAAAGUCGAGAAAUUUUUGAGUUCCUUGCCGGAAAAGUGGAGUAAUUACAUUACCACUUUGCAGGAAAAAGCAGAUUUCUCUGAUAUGUCUUUGACUCGGAUAGUUGCUAAGUUUAGGGGACAAGAAAUGAAACUCAAAUGGAGGAAAGCAGGAUAUAAUAAUGCUCAGAUUCCCGAGCUUUAUUAUGGUAGGCCUAUGAUCAAUGUAUAUGUUGAUGAAUUGGUUGAAGAAGACCAUCACUUCAUCUGUACUUCUUUGCAUCCAUCUGUUCCAGAGCCUUUGCUUUCAAAGUUGAUAUCAUUCAAUAAACGUUUGUAUGAGGAGACAAUGGUUAACCAUAAGUUUGGACAAUCUGGAUCCCCAUGGGAGUUCAAUUUACGAGAUAUUAUUCGUUCAUGUCAGAUCAUAGAAGGUGCUCCUGUAAGUUCGAAAACAGACUGUUUUCUGAACACUGUGUAUGUCCAACGGAUGCGUUCAUCGACUGACCGUCAAGAAGUUUUGAAACUCUACGAGCAGGUUUUUGGAGUAAAACCGAUCAUAAAUUUAUACCCUCGGGUACAGCUUACUCCAGAAAACUUGGUUAUUGGAAACACUUGUGUAAAAAGAAACAAUAUUCAAUCUUCAGCAGUAUCCUGGCGUGAGCUAAAACUUUUGCCAGGUCAACGUCAAAGCUUGCAAACAGUGGCUCAGUGUUUGAACCAUCAGUGGUUGGUCUUGCUGGUUGGACCAACAGCUUCCUGCAAAACUUCUGUGAUACGAUUAAUGUCACAGCUCACUGGAAAUGUGUUGAAUGAACUUAACCUUUCAUCAGCUACUGAUAUAUCCGAGUUACUUGGAUGCUUUGAGCAAUAUAAUGCUAUUCGCCAUUAUCGGUUGGUCAUUGAACAGGUUGGGCGCUACAUGAAUGCAUUCAUCUCUCUCAAUACAUCCACAAAACUUAAGGGCUUGAUCACCCGUUGGUUGUCAUUUACGUCAAGUAUUGACCAGAGUGCUGCAAGUUUUGUUACUGUUUCUGUUGAUAACGGGAGUAGGGAAAUUUUCCGUUCACUUCCUUUAUUAGUUGAUAUAAUUGAGGACCUUAAGUUGGCUAUGGAAAAUGAUAGUGAAGAUUUUGAUAGAUUGCUGAAGAUUGUUAGGAAGCUGCAAGAUGAUCAGAGGAAACUGCUGUAUCCUGCAAAGUUUGAAUGGGCAACCGGAUUGCUUAUCAAGGCUAUAGAGAAUGGAGAAUGGAUUGUGUUGGAGAAUGCAAACCUUUGCAACCCUACGGUUCUUGACAGAAUCAACUCUCUAGUUGAGCAGUCCGGAUCGAUAACUGUCAGCGAAUGUGGUACCGUAGAAGGAAAACCAAUGGUUCUUCGUCCUCAUCCUCGUUUUCGGAUGUUCCUAACGGUUAACCCUGCAUAUGGUGAAGUUUCACGAGCUAUGCGAAAUAGAGGGGUUGAGAUCUACAUGAUGCAGCCUUACAGUUUGACUGGUGGGACCUAUGGUGAGGAUGAACCCAAAGAUGUGAAGAGGUUUCUUGUACUUUCCGGUAUACCUGGUGAACGUCUAGUUGAUGCAAUGGCUAAAGCACAUCUUUUCGCCAAAAAAAUUGGGUUGCAACAUAAUGUCAACAUCUCGUAUCUUGAGCUUAUGAGGUGGGUACAGUUAUUUCAACGGCUUCUUACAAACGGAAAUCAGGCUUUUUGGAGCUUGAAAGUCAGCUUUGAGCACACAUAUCUCUCUUCUUUAGGCGAGUUUGAUGGAAUAAAUAUAUUAAACGAAGCAGUUGGUUCUUAUUUAUCAAAGCCUGAACUUUAUCAUUAUAGAUCCUAUCCAGAUUCUUCUUUAUGCUUACCUGGAGGUUGGCCCACAACCUUGAUGGUACCUGAUUAUGUAUGGUACUCGAUUGAAUCUUCUGUUAAACAAAAUUUUAUGUAUGUGGAGUAUCUUAGUGCUCAGAUUGCCUCACAUUCGUUUCGGGUUGGUUCUGGUCUGCGUCCAAUAAAGUUUGGUCAAUGUCAUAGUGUUUCCAUGAAGACAUAUGUGACGGACUUAGGGUCUUUGCAUGACAUGACAUUCCCGAGAGCUGGUGUUGCAGGUUUGGCAUCUGUUAAGCAAACAAGAUCUGAUGAAGCAGUCACGUAUAAAAGGCUACUGUUUGCUGCUAACUGGACUAUUGAACAGGCUGCUACUGAAAACGACCUUAAAGUGUAUCUUUUGUGGCUUGGGUGGUUAGGUGACCAUUUACAAAGAUAUUGUCCUUUUUUCUCUUCAUUUAUAAAAUUUCUGAAGAAAGAACUGGAACAUCCCAUAUGGAAUUGUUUUAGAAAAGAGGUUCUUAUGGCACAUGAUGCUGAGAAGAGGGAUAUGGAGUAUGCUGAUUUACAUGUGCCAGUAUUGAAGUCGUGCAGUCGAGUUCUUGCAAAUGCUGUUAAAUGUGUUGAGUUGUUAAGGAUUAGUUAUCAACAGUGGCAUGCUGAGAGUGAGUUUAAGCAUUCUGUCAAGACUCACUGUUACGUUCCCAUCUUACGCUCAUUAAGGAGGCUUGAAGAAAGAAUCCUUGAUAUUAUUGUCAAGUCUCCUUUCUUUGAUGUGCUUUUUGAGCUUUACAGAAAACUCAUUGAUGAUCACUUGUCUGCUUGGGAUGACCUAGUUUUAUGUCAGUUUGAUCGCAUGCUUAUUUCUUGGCGUUCUUUGUUAAAGAAUUCUAAAAAGCUAAAGAAGUUCUGUGCAAAUGAAGUAGAUUCGUUUCAGAGUGCCUUGGAGAAUUUGGAAAGAGGAUUUUCCUGGUCUUUGAAUUCACAGAAGUCAUUGCUUUGGGCAUAUGGUGGUCAUCCGCUAUCACCUUCUUCUGAAGAGAUAUACAGAAAGCAGCAGCAGCUUGUAAACCUUUGUCAUUCUAUAUGGAAAAGAGAGACCAGCUUGCAGGAAUUAACCUAUGAAGACUCCAUUGCAUUUGCUGUUUCUACAAAUCCUGAAAUACGUCUUCUUGCCAUGCAAGGUGUUUGCAUGUCUGCAUUUAUCAUGAGCGAAGUGGAUGAAGAUGACCUUGAUGUUAUAAAACAGAUGGAGGAGAUAUAUCAGAAACUUCUAAGCAAGUUUCAUGGUGAGAAAGACAAGCUGGUAAAGAGUAUAGGGACUAAUGAACGAGGAUUGUUUGGUGCAUCAUUGAGUUGUUGCAUGAUGGACAAUGACAUGUUAUGCCAUCCUUCUGGCUUUGGGUGCUGGAUUGAAACUAUGCCUUUAAUCAAUUGUACUAGUUUUGCACUUGAUAUGCGGCUACUUCAAGAGCUAUCCAGUAUUGUUGUUCUUGAUGGGACGGAACUUAAAUCUGGCUUAUUUACUUUGCGUUGGCUUCUGGAAUCUACUUUGAAGUAUUCCAUCAACUUUUCUUCAAGGCCGCCGACUGAUUUCUCUCCCUAUCAAAAAGUAUCUUGGAUUCUUGAUGCUUGGACCUCAGUCAAAUCUGCACAUGCAAACAUUUCUAGUAGUGUUCUGGAGAUGUGGUUUAAUUGGCACACAUCUUUGUGGAAGCAUCAUUUGCAUCGUGAAAAGAAAAUAUUGAGCCGACAUGUUUAUGCCGAUCUGGUACCUGAUAUGCUAUUUCAGCCAGUGACAACACUGACCCUAGACAAGAUUCUGCAUAUUCCAGUUGGGAUCAGGGAUCUCAAUGUACAUAGGUUGAAACUUGGGGUUUCUUCCUGCAGUCUUUGGCAAAGUUCUGCACACUUCGCUAAGUGCUAUUGUUUCUUUUUGUCGUCUGCUCAAGCUCUCUUUCUGCAGAUUAUACUUGCCCACGAGAAGUCCUUUGAAGCUGAUGGUUACUCGAUAAAGUCCAAAUUCUUUUCAGCUCAGCAACCUGAUGUGAAUGCAAUUUUAUCUCUUCUGAAAUCAUCAACCCACAAUGAUUUGAAGAACUUAAAAGAUUCAUUUAUAAAGCCACUGCUUCAUCAGUUAUAUGUCCAAACUCCAACAGUUCUCAAUGUUGGUUCUGCUUGGUUAAGAAUUGGUACGUUACGUUAUCAUCUUUUACAAUGCCAUGAUGAGCUGGAUCCAGCUGUGAAGAAGAACUUUAAAUAUAAUCAGUUGAUUAAAAGGAUUGCAGCACUUGAACUUGAUAUAGAAGUGCGGCAGGAGUGUGUGUAUCUAGCUGGAAGUUUCUCUUUAAGUGAAGUUGAUAAGGAGAAACUACAGUCACUAAAUAAUCUUAAAGCUGAAAGAAACAGGCUCCAAAGACAGGUUGUGUUUCGUUCUGAUCCUGCGAAAUUUAAGAAUUUGAUAUCUGAAUGGAACGAUUUUCAUGAGUUGGCUGCAACACCAUUAAAUCUCUUAGACAACAUGAUGAAUUUGAGUAUGCAAGAGUUUGCUGACCAAGUGCAUAAUUGGCAGAAAACUGCAAAGCGCUUUAUGGACAGAUUAUCUAAUGAAUACUCCGAGUAUGUUGACAUUACUCAACCUGUUCAAAUUGCAAUAUAUGAGAUGAAAUUAGGCCUGUCGUUGGUUCUGUCAAGCAAACUACGUGAAAGAUUUUUGGAUAGAGCCGGGCUGUCAUUUUUGGAUAGAGCCGGGCAUGACAACAUUGAUACUUGUUUGGGCGCAAUUUAUUCAUUUAUAAGGUUCCCUAGAGGCAUGGCAAGAAAAGAUGUUUCAUAUAUAGAGGACAGUUUCAAUGCUGAUCUUUCAUACUUCGAUAAAGCCUUUCCUACUUAUAUAGGGGAAGAUGAUAUGAACAUGGUGGAAACUUUGGUUACUUCUACCAUAGACAAUAAUACCAAUGAAGAGGGAUCUGUGUUGCAACUUAAAGCUGCAAUACAUCAAAAUGUUUUUGUUCGUGUGGUGCAUUACGUGGCUCAGGCACAUUUCCUGGACGAUUCAUCGUUCAAGCUUUUGCAUCGGAUGUUUGAUAAGUUUGCAAAUCUCUGGAUGAAUAUGAAAACUCAAGUUAGAACCAAAGAAGAACUUGAUUCUCAACAGUACAGAUUCAAACCUCGUGCUUUUGAUAUUAAAGAUGUCAUUGAAGUGGACGUAUCUACCCUUGAAAGCUCAAUUGCUGGAGAGGCUUUCUCAGAGUGGCAGGACUUGGCUUCUGAGGAACUGGUAGCAUCUGUUGCAAAGAAAAAUGCUGACAAAGAUAACGAGGUGUUAGAAAAAGAUUGGAAUCUUCUGUUGGAAUCUAUGCUGAACAAAAUGGUUAGCAUGUAUGGUGCAAUAUUUGGUUCAUCCGAUCUCUUUCAAGUGGCUGGAUCAGUUCAAGUAUCUGAUUCUGAUAGGCUGCGUUCUUUCUUGGACUCUUAUGAGCUGGGUACAAGAGUAAUAAAAGAUCUAGAGGGCCUAUUAUGCUCGAGUUUGGACGCUAAGCUUAUCCCAGAACAUGUACUGCGGCUUUGCUUGGAGCGUGAUCAGAUGUCUGUUUCAUCUCAUCAACUGAGAAAUGCUUACAACUUCUACAAGGAUUCAAAUUCUUCCAUGUUGGUGAAGAUGGUGGAUCCAUUGAUAAAUCUUCAAAAACAAAUUUUCUAUCUUCUAAGUGAACGGGAGGAUGACUAUGCUCUUCAGAAAAUUAUGGAUGUGAUUGAUAUGAUCUUGUCUAUACCUAUGAACACCCCUCUUGCUAAGGCUAUGUCAGGCUUGCAGUUUUUACUUAAUAGAGUUGGGAACCUUCAAGCAACUGUUUCAAAGUCCCUUCUAUCUGAUCAAGUAGAUCCUCUUUCUUCUCUUGUGUCUUCGUGGCAGAAAAUGGAAUUUGAGACGUGGCCUGCGUUAAUUGAUGAAGUUCAAGCUCGGUUUGAUGUAAAUGCUGGCCAGCUAUGGUUUCCUUUAUACUCGGUUCUUUGGCAAAGUCAUUCUACUGAUACUAAUGUAUAUAAGCAGACCACGAUACAGAGUUUAGUGGAGUUCUUUCAGACUUCCAGUAUUGGUGAGUUUAAAAAGCGUCUUCAGCUUGUGUUUGCCUUCCAUGGCCACAUCAGUUCUGCGAUAAGUCGAAAUUCUACUUUAAGUCGUGGUCAUGAGGACAAUUUGAAGAUUCUCUAUAAUACUUUUGGCUUCUAUAUUCAAUUCUUGCCUACUAUACUGGAGCAAUUGGCAUCUCAUAGGAAGAGUGUUGAGGGGGAGAUGAAAGAUCUCCUGAAAUUGUGUAAAUGGGAACGUACUGAGACGAUGGAAAGCUCAAAACGGAUGCGCGAGAAAUUCAAAAAGCUUAUUCAGAAGUAUACUGAUGUGCUAAAGCAACCAGUACUGCCUAUUCUGAAUCAAACAUCAGCUCGAAGUGAAUUACAAACAUUAGCAGUUCAUGAUCGAACUGUUUUUAGUAACUCCUUUGAGAAAUACAAGCGAGUUCUUGAAACUCAAUUCAGUAACAAAAGAAGAUUCUUAUGGCCAUCUACUUGGAGAAACAGAGUGGAUCUUACGUUGGAAGAUAUACGCCUUGCAAAGGCUGCCAAGUCCGACUACCCAUUUGUCUUCUUGGAGGAAGCCAAAGGCGAUAUAGAUGUUGUCAGCAAGUUUAUAGAUUCUAAAGUUGCGAGUGGUGUUCCUGAGAAAGAGUGGACACAAGUUCAGCUAAGAUUUGAAAACAUCAUCUCCAAUGUAAUUGGUUGCGGUGAACUAUGGAAGGAUGAAAAGAAGAGUUCACAAAAACGAAGGGCUCUUUCUGAACUACUUAAGCUAUUGGAUGCUUGUGGAUUGUCUAAGGAUAAAUCUGCUAAGGCUCUCUCUAAAUUACUAAAUUUAUUGGAUAGUUUUGGAUUGUCCAAGCAUAGGUCAACAUUCAAUGAGGAUAAAUCCAUGGCAAAUGAAUCAAGCGGAUGGUUUCUCCAACCGUCCUAUAUAAUGGAGCAUUUGCUACUUAAAGAAAACAGAUUAUCCUCUGGAAAUCUUGAUGUUAUUGCCCUAGAAAAGGCUCAAAAUUCUCCCAUAGAUCUUGGAAUUGAUUGGAAAAGUGCAAAUGAGUACUUCUUUAAGAGUUUAUCUUCCCUGGACCAUUUUCGACAAGUCUGCUCUAGUUUUGAGAAGGAUUUCACACUUAAGGAGGUUAAUAAGUCUUUUUCUUACCUUGAUCGUCUUGUUGGGAUACAAAAACUACAUAGAGCUGCGGCCUAUGAACUUGCUGAGGGCUUGGAACGCCUAAAGAAACGUAGUUCGCCACUCCAGAACUUGUUUAUGAGUAGAUCUGGGUACUCCUUAUCUCGCAAUCAGGGUAUCGUUUUUAACUGCAUGAGGCGACAGAAGCAACUGUUUGAUGCUAUGUGCAACACUUUAAAUGAUGAAUGCUUGUUGCUAACGGUUAUUGAAAGCAGUCAUUUAAACAAUUGUCAAAGUGUUGGAAUGACUGCUAGGCAGAUUCGCCUUUUUCUAGAGAAGUUUGUUUUCAACUUCAAGAAAUCUAAGGACUUGCUAGAUAAUUAUCUUUUUGGUGAUUGCGGCAGUCUAAUUAGUACAUCAGUUGUACUGUAUUCGUUUGGUGUUACAAAUCAAAUGGAACAGUUUGUUCAACAGAACUUUUUAUUAAUCUGGGAUUUUAAAGAGCAAUUGCAUGCUAUUCAUAAUCAAGAUGUGCAGGAAGUAUUAGCACACGAUGUUCUGUUUGACCAUUUCGAGGAUAUCUUCGCCAAGGCAAGCCUUUUAGAUAGUUACUACAAUUCUGCUUUGGAAGCAAUGAAUAAAUCAGUAAAAGUUCAAGAUGUUGAUGAGAUUUUGAAAGCUAAAGCUCGGUUCAAUGAGUCGCUUAGGAAAGCAUGUAAACACAUUGUCGACGGAUUUGAACGAGUUAACUUGGUCAAUAGUGUGGUAGACCCUUCAGAAGAUUACUUUGGAUACAUCGAUACGUGGCAAGUUUUAUUUGCUUCUAGAGCAGAGAAUCUGCAGUUGCACACUAUACAUGAUGAAUUAGUGAAAACUCUCGACUUUGCUCGGAAACUCUUGAACCUCUAUCGGAAUGAAGAUACGAGCAUGAUUCUUGUUGAAGCACAACUGAAACAUCUGCAUUCGUUAUUGGACUUAAUGAUUACCUUUGGCAAUGGUCUUCUAAAUGACUUUAUGCUGGCUCAUAGAAAUUUGUCUAUGGUUACUCAUGCACUCGCGGAGAUAUUCGCUUCCUUAUAUUCGCAAGGUUUUGGAUGCUCUGCCGAAAACCAGGAGGAAGAUAAUGGUCCUCAAGAUGCAACUGGGACUGGUAUGGGGGAGGGUGCUGGGAUUAAAGAUGUCAGUGAACAGAUAGAAGAUGAAGAUCAGCUACUUGGAACUGAAAAGGCUGAUAACGAACAAGGUGCCUUGAAUGACGUUCCGAGUAAAAAUGAUAAAGGUAUAGAGAUGGAACAGGAUUUUAAUGCUGAUGCGUUAAGUGUCAGUGAGGAUGAAAAUGAGUAUGACAACGAUGAUGAAAAUGAGGAGCCGCAGCUGGAUUCUGUCUGUGGAAAGACUGGAGAUAACAGUGAAAUUAUUGAUGAGAAACUCCAGGAUAAUGAAGAUGAUGAAAAUGAUGAAAAUCUCGCGGAAAAUGAAAAAUAUGAGACUGGACCAUCAGUCAAGGAUAAUGAUCCUGGUGGUAGAGAGCUUAGAGGUAAAGAAGAUGAUUUGGCAACUACUGAUGAAACCGGGCAGUUGGAUCCUGAUGAAUUAAACAAACAAAAUGAUGAAAACGGAGACCUAUUUAGUGAUACGGAUGAUAUGAAUGUAGAUAAAGAUGAAGUGUUUACUGAACCUACAGAAAUACAGCCUCUGGUGGAUUGUGAUGAUGAUCUUGACAUGAAUCAGCAAGAUGAUGUUGAUGACAAUGAAGAUGGUGGAACAGAAAGGGUGGACGAAAUAGCAGAUAUUGGCGAUGGUGAAGAAGAGAUUAAUCAAGAAAACCAGGAUGAAACCGAGUUUGAGACACAUACUGAAAAUUCUGAUAUGGAUACUGAAGAAAAUAACCAAGAAAAGAAAACCAAUGAUAAUCUGGAGGUACCUAAAAAAGAUUUCGCUGCACCGCUUGCCAAUGAUUUUGGUACUGAACACCAGCAAAAUAAUGAAUCCGCCACUCUGCCAAAUAGUGGGUCAAAUGAAGCAUCGACUAGAGAUGUUGCACCCGAAGUUGCUUGGUCCAAUAGCAACGAUGUUCAAAGUGAUUUGGCUCCUAUACAAGGUUUACCUAAUUCUUCAAAGAAUGAAAUUACAGUAGCUGAUUCAUCAAAGGGUGGGAAACUAAAUGAUGAGCAUGUUAGUCAAUUGCCUGAGCUUGAUCCUUCAUCUUUUCAGAAAAACGAUCCAAACCCAUUUCGUAAUAUUGGUGAUGCACUUGAUGGUUGGAAAGAACGAGCAAAAGUGUCGGUUGAUUUGGAAGAGAAGGAAGCUGAUCCUAUGGAUGAUUCGGAUGGUGGAGAUGAAGAUGCACUUGCAGAUGAGUAUGGUUUUACUUCUGGGUUGGAGAAAGGAACCGCGCAGGCACUUGGGCCGGCCGCAGCUGACCAGAUUGAUAAAAAUAUUGAUGAAAAAGAGCCUACUGAUGGUGACGCUGAUGUUGGAACCAUCGAAAAGAAAGAUAAUUCUGAUUUGGACAUUGAAGAACAACACCUUGAAUCCCGUCCCGUUAAGAAUUAUCCGUUAAACAUUGGAAAUACGGUUAAUGAAAAGAUAGAAGUCGAAAAAACAAAGAAUUUUGAUGAAACUCCUGAAAUUUUCAACCCUUCUAAAGAUGAUGAUCGUAGUCAUCUAGAGAGUUCGGUAUACAUGAAAAGGUCUUAUAUGACAGAGGACAUACGCCAGUGGGGACAACUUUCUGUUGCUGAUGAUGAUAUGGGGAUAGCCCACAAUUUUAAAGAUGUGUCUAGUGAUAUGAGAGAUUCUGCUACUGCUCUAUGGAGAAAAUAUGAGAUGCAGACAACAAGAUUGUCUCAGGAGUUGGCUGAACAGCUGCGUUUGGUCAUGGAACCAACUCUUGCUAGCAAGCUACAAGGGGACUAUAAGACUGGAAAACGGAUAAACAUGAAAAAGGUAAUACCAUAUAUUGCAAGUCACUACCGGAAAGAUAAAAUAUGGUUGAGACGGACACGGCCUAAUAAGCGUAACUAUCAAGUUGUGAUUGCUAUCGAUGAUUCCCGCAGCAUGUCAGAGAAUAAUUGCGGGAAUGUUGCUAUUGAAGCUUUGGUGACAGUUUGCCGUGCAAUGUCUCAACUAGAAGUAGGAAACUUAGCAGUAGCAAGCUUUGGGGAAAAGGGAAAUAUACAAUUACUACACGACUUUGAUCAGCCCUUCACCGGGGAAUCUGGAAUUAAGAUGCUCUCGAGUCUGACUUUUAAGCAAGAGAACACGAUAGCCGAUGAACCCAUGGUUGACCUUCUGAGAUAUUUGAAUAAUACGUUGGAUUCGGCGGUAUUGAAUGCUCGAUUAUCAUCUGGACAAAAUUUUUUAGAGCAGCUUGUUUUAAUCAUAGCUGAUGGUCGUCUCCAUGAGAAGGAGAAUCUGAAGCGUUGCGUUCGAGACAUUUUGAGCAAGAGACGAAUGGUUGCUUUUUUGCUUUUGGAUAACCCAAAGGAAUCAAUAACUGACGUUUUGGAAGCUUCGUUUGAAACUGGAAAGUGUCGCCUGGUAAAAUAUAUGGAUUCCUUCCCAUUCCCCUUCUACGUCAUCUUGAAGGACAUUGAAACUCUUCCGAGAACACUUGCUGAUUUAUUAAGACAAUGGUUUGAGCUUAUGCAACAUUCAGGCGCUUAAGUCCAUCUAAACGACAUCCAUUUCUUGGUGGCUUUUACCUGAACUUGAGGAUUUUGACAGCGCAUUCACAUGCAAUUUUGACCAUGAAAUGAUUGGGGUUUGUAUUAUGGUGAGGAAAGGAAAACAAUUGUAGUUAGUGUUUUAGAAGUUAAGAUGAUGAUUAUAUGUAUAGGCUUUCCUCAUAAAAAGUUUUAUACCAGUUUAUAUAUAUACCCUAACAAUAAUAUAUGGUAUAAGAAAAAGCGCAGAAGCCUCCAUUUUGUA
This is a messenger RNA of Erigeron canadensis, 11031 nucleotides long. Its product is annotated as midasin-like. The transcript is spliced from 48 exons. Gene Ontology annotation, cellular component: preribosome, large subunit precursor. Lineage: Eukaryota; Viridiplantae; Streptophyta; Magnoliopsida; Asterales; Asteraceae. The record is from RefSeq and is a predicted model, not a curated record. The coding region runs from base 1 to 10767 and encodes 3588 amino acids. Gene Ontology annotation, biological process: rRNA processing; ribosomal large subunit assembly.